AUGGCUCUUUGUGCUGGUUGCAAUCGGUGCCUGAUGCAGGACUGCCGUACCUUAUUUUUAAUAUUAUUGUGUCAUGUCUUACAGAUUUUGGGGUACCUUAAUGACAGAUGUGACAACACGGGAACAGUUUUUCUACCAAACUGCAAGCACCACGAUCAUAUCAACAAGGAAGAGGCAGAGAAAUUGCUCGCAGCUCUGACAAGAAACCAGAGGCUGUAUGAAGUUCAACAUCUCUAUGAUGUACAGAAUUAUGAAGAACUGGUAAAAAUUCAUCAGGAAACUUUUCACUACUCGCAACAAAUGCAGCUUCCAUCAGCUUUAAGCUGUAACACCGCUUGUCCUGAUCGGGCUACUCAGCCUGCUAUGUUAAUGGAUGGUCUGUGGCAACUCAGGAGGUACCAGGACUGUUUCUACUGGGGAGAGGAGUGCUGUAAUGAAGCACUACACAAAUACUUAAAUUCUGAAGACAAGGAACAGAGCAAGUGUUGAGAAACUCCUUUCUGGUCUGGAAUCCUGUGUGAAGAAGGCUGGUCCGUCAGUUGGUAAGUGUUGAUU
Messenger RNA from Zootermopsis nevadensis, 555 nucleotides. Lineage: Eukaryota; Metazoa; Arthropoda; Insecta; Blattodea; Termopsidae. The record is from RefSeq and is a predicted model, not a curated record.